GCUGAAAUCUCACGCAUCCACAACAAGUGUGCCACUGUACUAACAGCAAAAGGUAAACUCCCGAAAGGUCUCACUCAGUGAAGUGCAGUAGAAGUUGUAGCGAGGGGUGCCAGCGUACAAGUAAUCAAUCCGCCAACUGAGUCUAACGCCGCCAUGUGUGAGCGUUUGGUGAUCCUCCUGAGCCUGGCAGUCACGCUGGUGGUGGCGCUGCCGCAGAACUACGGCGGCGGUGGUGGACGCGGCAAACAACUCCAGCCACUACAACAGCAAAAUGCUCCUAUGAAUUACGACUUCCAGUGGGAGGUGAACGACCAGGAGUAUGCCAACUUCUAUGGGCAAAAGGAGGUGGCGACCAACGGCCGCGUAGAGGGCUCCUAUCACGUGUUGCUCCCUGACAAUCGCCUCAUGAAGGUCACCUACUACGUAGACGGUGACUCCGGCUUUGUGCCCACCAUCACAUACGAGAACAACUACUCUCCUAGUUGGGGCUCACCUUACUACGGUCGCAGAUAGAUCACCCUCACAUGUUCCACGAACGCGUCUCGAGGACUUUGCAUAUUCUCAACUUCCUUGACGACAUCCUUCUUAAAAUGAACAAUGCUCCUAGCAAACAUCAUUAUAAGUGGCAUCCCUUCGAUACAAACCUCCUUUCCUAACAAGAACACUCCUAUGCCUCUAAUUAUAAACAUACAGCGUCUGGGAGAGGGAAGUAAUCAUGUUUGAUCCUAAGAAGGGGAUAUCACGAGCCCUUCACCAGCAACACGGCACCAACCAGCCCCAGUGGGUCACUAGGGAUAGUCACGAGUGCCCGAGGCGCUGUAGUUGGAUUUAUACAGCUUGAAGCUCACCAUCUACGUCUGCAGGACCCUCUAUACUAUGUUUUUCCCUACGCCAGCUAGAUUAUAUUAUACACCGACAGUUAUGUGUCUUGGUGUAUACAAUGACAGUAUACUUUAACCCCUAUUUUAGGGAUUAAUGCAUUCUUAAUGUUAGUGUUUUUUUUUUAACCCUUUCUUACUUAAUUUCACACUUCUUAGUGUUCAAAGUUACUAAAAUCUGUCCAUUAUAAAUAAAAAUAAAAACUACUUUUAUAUAUUUAAAGGUUCAUCAGCAUUAAUUGGAAAAAGAAUACAUUAGGAUGUACAGUAUAUGAUUAUCUAAAAAGCACAAUAAAAAUACACUAUUUGUAAGCACACAGUUUAACUUGUAACUAACCUUUCUAUAAGUAACUCUUUGUGUUUUUUUCAAUUUAAAAGAUUUUGUUAUAACCUCUUGAGUACUAUUAGUAGUGGUAGUAUUAUGGAGGUAAUAUAGAAUCUGUAUAGAAUCUUUCGGGCUAAGUGUUCACCUCUUACAUAAUACUGACUAGAAGUUUCGUUGAUCAUUAGUAGCACCUUCGGUUCACAAUCAUAGAACCCGGGUUUUGUGGAAAAUUGCAUUUAUCUGAAUGUAUCAUUAUAUACAUAACAGUAAAUGAAAAGAUAAUUAUUAUUUAUCAGUUAGACAUGUAGGAAUUUGGGACACCUAGGUCGCAAAAAAUGUCCCCCUUCGAUACCUACUACUGUCAUAUCCACAAGUUCCUCUGGACCUAUUAAUUACCAAUGAAAUAUGUAUAACCAGGAAUACUGGUAAAUAUAUAAAUUUUGUGGACUGUAUGUUAAAAAUAAUAAAUGGUUAUAUAUAUACACAAUUACAUAACAGAAGGAAAAU
Cherax quadricarinatus is the source of this 1710-nucleotide messenger RNA. Lineage: Eukaryota; Metazoa; Arthropoda; Malacostraca; Decapoda; Parastacidae. The record is from RefSeq and is a predicted model, not a curated record.